This is a messenger RNA of Salvia hispanica, 2054 nucleotides long. Its product is annotated as glucomannan 4-beta-mannosyltransferase 2-like. Lineage: Eukaryota; Viridiplantae; Streptophyta; Magnoliopsida; Lamiales; Lamiaceae. The record is from RefSeq and is a predicted model, not a curated record. Gene Ontology annotation, cellular component: Golgi apparatus. Gene Ontology annotation, molecular function: mannan synthase activity.
UCACAACACCAAAUCCCCCAUAACUUGCUCCACUCUCUCUCGCAAUGCAGCAUUCCUUCUCUCUCUCCUAUCCAUUCUCAGGCCACACAACAAACUAGAAACAUUGCUCUCUGAAUUCCAAGAUCUCUUAAAACAGAGCAGAUCUGUGAAAAAACAGAGCAUUCCCCUGUUUCGAAAAUGGCCGCAAAUAGCUUCACAUCAGAAUCCGUGUAUUCUCCCGACAUUGGAGGCCAAAUUUCGGUGCUGUGGGAGUUCAUCAAGGCGCCGUUGAUUGUGCCCUUGCUGACGAUUUGCGUGUAUAUAUGCCUGGCCAUGUCAAUCAUGGUGUUCAUGGAGCGCCUCUACAUGGGCAUCGUCAUCGUUUUGGUGAAGCUGUUUUGGAAGAAGCCUGAGAAGAGAUACAAAUGGGAGGCGAUGAGGGAUGAUGAUUUGGAGGAUGGGAAUGCUGCUUUCCCUAUGGUUCUCGUUCAGAUCCCCAUGUUCAAUGAGAAAGAGGUUUACAAGAUAUCAAUUGGCGCAGCUUGCAAUCUGUCGUGGCCUGCUGAUAGGCUUGUUAUUCAAGUUCUCGACGACUCCACCGACUUUACAAUCAAGGACAUGAUUGAGAGGGAAUGCUUAAGGUGGGCAAGCAAAGGGGUUAACAUUAGAUACCAAAUUAGGGAGACAAGAGGGGGCUACAAGGCCGGGGCGCUUAAGGAAGGACUGAAACACGACUACGUCAAAGAAUGCGAGUACGUCGUCAUUUUCGACGCUGAUUUCCGGCCCGAACCCGAAUUUCUCCGAAGGGCGGUCCCUUUUCUCAUUCACAAUCCGGACAUUGCACUUGUACAAGCCCGGUGGAGAUUCGUGAACUCAAAUGAGUGCUUGCUGACAAGAAUGCAAGAAAUGUCAUUAGAUUAUCAUUUCACAGUUGAGCAAGAAGUAGGUUCAGCCACUCAUGCCUUUUUUGGCUUCAACGGAACUGGUGGAAUAUGGAGGAUUGCAGCAAUCAACGAGGCCGGAGGGUGGAACGACAGAACAACGGUCGAAGACAUGGAUCUUGCUGUUCGUGCUGGUCUCAAAGGCUGGAAAUUUCUUUACCUUGGUGAUCUCCAGGUGUAUAGUGAACUCCCGAGUACUUUCAAAGCCUUCCGGUUCCAGCAGCAUAGGUGGUCAUGUGGACCGGCUAAUCUCUUUAAGAAAAUGAUGAUGGGAAUAGCAACAAACAAGAAAGUAACGUUGUACAAGAAAUUCUACGUGAUCUACAGCUUCUUCUUCGUGAGGAAGAUCAUCGCUCACUUCUUCACCUUCUUCUUCUACUGCGUGGUUCUGCCUCUCUCCAUUUUGGUGCCUGAAGUAUACGUCCCGAAAUGGGGAGCCAUUUACCUUCCUUGCAUCAUCACUGCCCUCAACUCAGUCGGAACGCCAAGGUCGUUCCAUCUGCUCUUCUAUUGGGUGCUGUUUGAGAACGUGAUGUCCUUCCACCGCACCAAGGCAGCAUUUAUCGGGCUGCUGGAGGCGAAGAGGGUGAAUGAGUGGGUGGUGACUGAGAAGCUCGGGGAUAAGCUCAGCAUCAAAGGUAACAAGAGUGGUUCGAAUAAGAAGUCUCUGAGGAAGCUGCUGGGAGACAGGAUUCAAGUGCACGAGCUGGGAUUCGCGGUGUUUCUGUUCGUGUGUGGAUGCUAUGAUUUCGCCUAUGGGAAGAACAACUAUUUCAUAUACCUAUUUCUUCAAGUCUUCACCUUCACCAUCGUCGGAUUGGGCUACGUUGGCACCAUCGUCCCGACUUCUUAGCUAAACUACGGCAUUUGUAGUCCACACAAAGAAGGGUGAAUGUACACAGGAUUGCUCUGUUUGGUUUAUUUGAUUUGCAGUUGGGGAAAAGGGAACUAUAUUCAUUUAGUUAUACGGAAAUAUAUCCAAGUCUUGAUUAGACUUUCCUUUUUUCUCUUUUUGUUAGAGUUAUAGUGGUCUGAUUUUUAUUGCAGUUUAUGAACUGAGUCAUAGUCUGUUCUUGCUUUGUAUUGCUAAGGCAAGAGAUGUAUACAUUUAUAAAUUUUGUUUGGUUUGAUCAA